Molecule: messenger RNA, 1110 nt
Organism: Schizophyllum commune H4-8
Lineage: Eukaryota; Fungi; Basidiomycota; Agaricomycetes; Agaricales; Schizophyllaceae
Product: NADH-quinone oxidoreductase
Exons: 6
Coding region: 138-848 (236 amino acids)
Biological process (GO): mitochondrial electron transport, NADH to ubiquinone; mitochondrial respiratory chain complex I assembly
Cellular component (GO): membrane
Molecular function (GO): NADH dehydrogenase activity; 4 iron, 4 sulfur cluster binding
Source: RefSeq, a predicted model, not a curated record
GAGUUAACCCGGCGGUUAACCCCUCACCAAAACACGCCCGCUGAUUGGCGGACCGGAUCAGGCCGGCAAACUGUUCGCGCGUCAGCGGGCCCGACCGUGACCAUACUCCUUCAUCGCCGUCCACAACGACGAGCACCAUGUCUCUCGCCCGCAGGACGGCUCUCGCGGGUGUUGCGUCUGCGUUCCGCGCGCAGGCGGCCCAGCGCUCGCCCGCUGCUUCCACUCUCGUUGCUCGUAGACUUCUGUCGACCUCGACGGCCUGCUCGCACUCGCACCACUCGCAUUCUCACCAGGCCAAGCCUGCGACCCGCGGCUAUGCGACCGCUGGCGCGAAGGAUGUGGACCCGUACGCUGGUGGUCCGAGCGCGCUGAACAAGGCCGUGCAUAUGUUCUUCAUCUCCGAGAUUAUGCGGGGCAUGUGGAUUGUAUUGGAGCAGUUCUUCCGCCCACCAUACACCAUCAUGUAUCCGUUCGAGAAGGGGCCUCUGUCCCCGCGCUUCCGCGGUGAGCACGCCCUGCGCAGAUACCCAAGCGGCGAGGAGCGCUGCAUUGCUUGCAAGUUGUGCGAGGCCAUCUGCCCUGCGCAGGCCAUCACGAUCGAGAGCGAGGCGCGCGCGGAUGGGUCAAGGAAGACCACCAAAUACGACAUUGACAUGAUCAAGUGCAUCUACUGUGGCUUCUGCCAGGAGGCUUGCCCCGUCGACGCCAUUGUUGAGACUCAGAACCAAGAGUUUGCUACCGAAACUCGCGAGGAGUUGCUGUACAACAAGGAGAAGCUUCUUUCCAACGGCGACAGAAUGGAAGCGGAGAUCGCCGCCAACCUGCAUUCGGAGCAUGUGUACCGAUGAGGGUGUUGAUAGAUACGGCCUGCGAUGCCCUGUCGUCGGUAUAUCUUCGUUCGUCUGGAAUAAAUGUCAUACCAUCAUCAUGGAUGCUUGCGUCCUUCUGCCCUUCGCCCUCCCACCAUGAGCCAUGUCGAAGAAGUAGCGGGCUGGACGUCGCCGACGGCUUAACGAGUACACCAAUCAUGACAGACCCAUGCUAUCUACCAAUUGUUCGACGGAAGGGGAUAAGCCCUCGAUGUGCUCGUGAGUUGGUUCGCCUUUGCCC